Molecule: messenger RNA, 429 nt
Organism: Cylas formicarius (sweet potato weevil)
Lineage: Eukaryota; Metazoa; Arthropoda; Insecta; Coleoptera; Brentidae
Exons: 2
Coding region: 110-259 (49 amino acids)
Source: RefSeq, a predicted model, not a curated record
AACGUUUCAGAAAGAGCGAACCAAGUUUAGUAUAUUUCGUUCUGCGCGCUGCGAGUGUUAUUUCCAGUUUUGUUUUCUAUUUCUUUAUUUUCAAACGAUUUAUGUGUCAAUGAGAGUUCUCCAGUUCUUGGUUAAUUCCAAAUUUCAUCAGGUUGUUAGCUUAGAGAAGAACUUGUGCACCAAAAAGGGUAGCAGGAGAGGAAACUCGGGCAACAGGAAGGAACUUCAAGUUCUGACUCAAAUCCACCACGUGCCCUAAAGCGAUAGGCCGGAAAACGAGGCCUUAUUAGUGUUUACUCAUUAACAGCUGCGAGCAUAUCAUUUUUUAGUGAUUUAGACUCAUUUUCGUGUUUCAUCGUUCAACAUGGUUCAAAGCGCAAAAUACUCGUCACUGUCAAAACAGUUACCCAACAACUGGGAUAUUUCUAA